Molecule: messenger RNA, 1783 nt
Organism: Triplophysa dalaica
Lineage: Eukaryota; Metazoa; Chordata; Actinopteri; Cypriniformes; Nemacheilidae
Gene: tfap2e
Product: transcription factor AP-2 epsilon
Exons: 7
Coding region: 148-1428 (426 amino acids)
Biological process (GO): regulation of cell population proliferation; anatomical structure development; regulation of transcription by RNA polymerase II
Cellular component (GO): nucleus
Molecular function (GO): DNA-binding transcription factor activity, RNA polymerase II-specific; RNA polymerase II transcription regulatory region sequence-specific DNA binding
Source: RefSeq, a predicted model, not a curated record
UCACUUACAGUCAAGGGUCUUUCGGAUGUCUAGUUAAUGGAUCAAACAUAUCUAUGAGACAACUUGGGGUUUUAAUUGAGUGAAAGAUAUUAAGGAGGCUGUAAUUCUAGUGCGGAAGACAAAUUAGAGCUCGGAACCUUAUUCCAGAUGUUGGUUCACACCUAUUCGACCAUGGACCGUGCGGACGGACUGUCUGGCUCCUCUCCGAGCGGGCGACUGUCUCAGCUUUCCUCGCUAAACCAGUCAGCUUAUUCCUCGGCUCCACCGCUCUGCCACACACCGGCCUCCGACUUUCAGCCGCCCUACUUUCCACCUCCAUACCACCAAUCUUCACUUUCCUACACCCAGAGUCAAGACACCGGAUACCCGCACUUAUCGGACCCCUAUUCCUCCAUCAACUCUCUCCAUCAGCACCAGCAGGCAGCGUGGCACUCUCAGCGCUCUCGCUCAGAGGAAGCGGGUCUUCUCUCACAAUCACACCGGGCGCUGAGUUUAGACCCGCGGAGGGAGUAUCCGGGCGUACCGCGGCUUCUCCAUCAUGGACUGGGUGAGGGAGCAGCGGCUCUGGGUGAGGGUCCUUUAGGAAUGCACGCAGUGGGUCAUCACGGUCUGGAUGAAAUUCAAGGCAUGGAGGAGGCGUCAGCUUUGGGAAUUCUCGACCAUUCUGUCAUCAAGAAAGUUCCUCUCCCAUCAAAGCUAAAUGGCUCAACGAUCUCUGCCCUGUCCCUUACUAAAGAUGGUCUGGGCCUGGGGGGUGUGUCGAACCCGGCAGAGGUUUUCUGCUCCGUCCCCGGCCGUUUGUCCCUCCUCAGCUCCACCUCUAAGUACAAGGUCACGGUUGGAGAGGUGCAGAGACGUCUUGCCCCACCUGAGUGCCUCAAUGCCUCACUGCUUGGAGGAGUCCUGCGCAGAGCCAAAUCAAAAAACGGAGGCCGCUGUCUGCGAGAACGUCUGGAGAAGAUCGGUCUUAACCUGCCCGCCGGCCGCCGAAAGGCAGCCAACGUCACACUCCUCACGGCACUGGUGGAAGGGGAAGCGGUUCAUCUUGCACGGGACUUUGGGUACGUGUGCGAGACCGAGUUUCCAGCCCGGGCUGCCGCAGAGUAUCUAUGCAGACAAAGCGACCCGGAACAGUUGCCGACACGACGCAGUAUGUUGUUGGCCACCAAGGAGAUUUGCAAAGAGUUCAUGGAUCUGAUGUCACAGGACAGGUCGCCGUUGGGUGGCAGCCGCCCCACCCCCUGCCUGGAGCCCGGGGUGCAAAGCAGCCUGACCCACUUCAGCCUCCUCACCCAUGGAUUUGGCACACCCGCCAUCUGCGCCGCCCUAUCGGCCUUUCAGAGCUACUUGCUAGAGGCCCUAAAACUGCUGGAUAAAGGGGAGGGAGGAAAGAGCCACCAUGACAAAGAAAUAAAGCACCGCAAAUGAACACUUUGGAAAAAGACAUUGCUGUUUCUGGGCCCUUCCUCACUUUUAGGAGUGUAUGAGUGUAUUUAUGUGUAUGAAUGUGUGUGUCAGCCAACUGAUCUAUACGCAGUAUCUUGCUGCCGGGUUCAGAUUUCGCGUCGACACAGAUCACAAAAAGGCAAGCCUGUAUGGACUGGUUACAUUCGUGUCUGAUGAAAUCUGAGGUCUCCCGGGAGAUGCAGGAAAUGCAACAAUUUUUGAUACACACUGCAUGUGGACCACAAACUCCCUCUGGAUCCUCGGGAUGAGAUGACUGAUAUUUGUGUUCUCUAGAGACCGGGGCCCAAAACCAAUCACACAUGGCACGGACAAUAAG